ACGCGUCGCUCACACUAUCUGUCCCCGUCACACACACACACACAAGCACGGCAGCGUCGCGAUAUCGGUGUGUUUUAUCGCAGAACUGAAGAUGAUCAAGCUUUUCUCGCUGAAGCAGCAGAAGAAGGACGAGGAGUCCGCGGGGGGACCGCGAGCCGGGGCCGGCGGGAAGAAGGCGAGCGCGGCCCAGCUCAGGAUACAGAAGGACAUCAACGAGCUGAACCUGCCGAAGACGUGCGAGAUCGUUUUCCCCGACCAGGACGAUCUGCUCAACUUCAAGCUCAUCAUCUCGCCAGACGAGGGUUUCUAUAAAGGUGGGAAAUUUGUCUUCAGUUUUAAGGUCGGACAGGGUUACCCUCACGACCCUCCAAAAGUCAAAUGUGAAACGAUGGUUUAUCACCCCAACAUCGACCUCGAAGGAAACGUCUGUCUAAAUAUUUUGAGAGAAGACUGGAAGCCGGUCUUGACGAUUAACUCCAUCAUAUACGGACUACAGUAUCUGUUCCUCGAGCCGAAUCCCGAAGACCCCCUGAAUAAAGAAGCGGCCGAAGUCCUUCAGACGAACCGGCGGCUCUUCGAGCAGAACGUCCAGCGCUCGCUGCGCGGCGGAUACGUGGGCGCUACGUACUUCGAGCGCUGUCUGAAAUAGUCCCGCGCGCCGGCCCUCACGUCCGAGAAUGCAUUUAUCGUUUACAUGCGCUGAGAUGCACUGACCGACACACUGACCGGAGCGCGGGGGGGUUAUUAAGGAAUAGGCUGGGAAAGGCUGGUCAGUGAUUGUUGCUCAGAGAAUUCAGUCGUAUUUUGCCACUAUGCUGGUACCCACUGUUUAUUUUUGCUGAGAUUCACAUGCUAACUUAUCCUCCCACUCACAGACAUGAACCGAGAGCGAGACGUCAUUUCACUUCUCUUGUAUUCCAUUAUGAAGGCUUGAGGACUGAUUUCCUCUGGGCUUCAGCGACGGGGAUCCUGCCUCGCGUCGCACAUAUUCAACUGUGUUUAGUAGUCACUAAUUUUUAUGUUUGCAAAAAAAAAAGACGUGUAUAGCAUCGCAUCUGACCAAUUCUGAUAGUAUUGACAAUUUGAUAACCCGUUGAGCCUGGAGACUGGUUAACACGAGAUCCACAGGAUCCGUCUGCAUUGGGGCUGUUGUGAGCUUGGGAGACCUUAAGAUGUUUUGCUAUAGUUUUCCUGGUUGGGAAUGGGUGGGAUUGGAUUUUCUUGAGGAGGGAAGGGUAUGACGUAGGGUUAGGAAUGGUUAUGUAAAAUGUUACAAUUCUGUUGUGUAUAUUGAAAUCCCAGUUGUUCAUGAUGACUGCAAUAUGAAUUAUGUUAAAUAAAAUAUUGAUUUGAAUGCCUACAUUUUAAAAUGAGUGUAAACUACAACAGCAGAUUGUCUUUAAAAAACAACGACGACAAUAAAAUGUUUUAUCUGA
Molecule: messenger RNA, 1436 nt
Organism: Rhinichthys klamathensis goyatoka
Lineage: Eukaryota; Metazoa; Chordata; Actinopteri; Cypriniformes; Leuciscidae
Gene: ube2m
Product: ubiquitin conjugating enzyme E2 M
Exons: 6
Coding region: 92-649 (185 amino acids)
Source: RefSeq, a predicted model, not a curated record